Molecule: messenger RNA, 2214 nt
Organism: Paramacrobiotus metropolitanus
Lineage: Eukaryota; Metazoa; Tardigrada; Eutardigrada; Parachela; Macrobiotidae
Product: probable Dol-P-Man:Man(7)GlcNAc(2)-PP-Dol alpha-1,6-mannosyltransferase
Exons: 8
Coding region: 359-1876 (505 amino acids)
Biological process (GO): protein N-linked glycosylation
Cellular component (GO): endoplasmic reticulum membrane
Molecular function (GO): alpha-1,6-mannosyltransferase activity
Source: RefSeq, a predicted model, not a curated record
GAAAAAAGGCAGUAGCAAUAUGCACGGAGAAACAUAAAUUCAAAGAUUGUUAUUCGUAACUGCUAGACAACAGGAGUACGGCACGACGACACAGUAAAUUUGGAAUUUCAGACACUCUCGGCAUCUCCCCGAAGACGGGAAAAUGAAAAUUCCAAAAAGUCGGUUUUUCGGAAUUUUCAGAAGAUGCCAGGUUCAGCCAAAAUGCAUAGCCUGGCAAAUUUCCGAGCCGAGCUAAAACUCUAACCAAUCACAGCUUCCUUGGCGUGACGUCAAUUUCAAUUUUCGGUAGCACGAUCAUUUUUGACUUCCGGUUGCAUUUUGCUUUGGAGCAAAUCGCACUAGAAGACGCACCAUAUUCAUGAUGAAAAGCUCAGAGACGCGCAAGUUAGCAAAGCCCGCGUCAAAACCGAAGCAGAAGCAGCACAUCCAAAGAACGUGGCUCCUGCCGGAGUUGAUAUUCAUGAGCGCAUUUGGAAUUCACCUUGCUGUUUGCCCAUGGACUAAAGUGGAGGAGAGCUUCAACACACAGGCUAUCCACGAUAUUCUUUUUCAUGGAUUUAAUAUUUCGGCGUACGAUCAUCAAGAAUUUCCAGGACCUGUUCCGAGAACUUUUAUUGGAGCGUUUUCCGUGGCAUCCAUAAGUCUGCUUCCUAAAUUUCUUCUGGUUGACUGCCUGCAUUUCAACAAAGUCGCGGCGCUCGCUUUUGCACGAUGUUCACUGGGAUUCCUUGUGAUCUGCUCUUUCAAAGUAUUGCUCAGAAUUAUUAGGAAGCAUUUCGGUCAGGACGUUGCACUGUGGACAGCCCUAAUAACCGCUUCGCAGUUCCAUUUCCUGUUUUAUGCAACUCGUCCACUUGCAAACAUUUUUGCACUUCCUCUAGUGAUCUUAGCGACAGCCUUCUGGAUUGAUGAUCAAGUAACGAAAACAAUUCGCUUCGGCGCAUUUGCCACUGUUAUUUUCCGAUCGGAAUUGUGUUUACUGUUUGGCCCUAUGCUCCUUUCUUCAUUGCUCCGGAAGAAGAUUUCGUUUAUGAGGGGUUUCGUCGAAGGUGGUAAAGCGGUAGCUGCCAGUCUCCUCUUAACCUUUCUCGUGGAUUCAUAUUUUUGGGGACGACCAGUAUGGCCUGAAGGGGAAGUCCUUUGGUUUAACACUGUCAAGAAUCAGAGCUCAAACUGGGGUACUUCUCCAUUCGCAUGGUACUUUUACUCCGUGAUUCCAAGACUUUCGCUUGCAAGCCUUCCAUUAUCUUUGUAUGGAACUUUAAAAAACAGGAACAUCCUGAACUUAAUUGCACCCUUCUUGCUUUUUGUCUUCUCAUACUCAUUUUUGCCACACAAAGAGCUGCGCUUCGUCAUUUACAUAGUACCAGUUUUCAAUCUCAGCGCGGCUGUUGCAUGCGCUCGAAUAAGCUCUACGAACAGAUUUUCCUCCCUUCUUUGCAAGGCGCAUCUUUUGGUCAACCUUUUGGCAGCAGCCAUGUUCUUGUUUAUAUCAUCGUGGAAUUAUCGGGGAGGAGAUGCGCUUUACGAGCUACAUCAAAUUGAAAGUUCUACAAAAAGUGUUCACUUAUUUCUGGAUAACUUCAGUUGUCAGAACGGAGUGAGCCGGUUUCUUCAUAUGAACGACAAAUGGAUAUACAACAAAACCGAAACAGUGGAUCUGCGUACGUAUAAUAUUACGUCAGAUGCGCCAUUCACGCACAUAAUUGCCGAGAGCAAAUAUGUUCCCCACUUACUUACGCAAGGAUUUCAAGUUAUUAACAGUUUGUAUGGAUUCGUAGGAUUUCGGCGAAACCUGCGGCCGACUAAUGUCUUUCAAGAGUCUUUAUUACGUUUUGAUACAGUGGUCGCUAUUCUGCGGAAAGCGAGUAUUUGAGCAGAUAAUGUUACAUUGGUAAAAACUACUAGUAGUAUAGCGCUUCUUUUAAAGCGACUUCGUUUGUUUCCGGCAGAUUGCGUUUUGUACUUACUUCUGCGUCUAACGUACAAGUGCGGUAGAAGAAUUACAAAGAAACAGAAGACAUCGUUUGCAGAAGGUUUGGUUAUUGUUCAUGAAAACUUCAUGAAGUACAGUGGCCAGUCGAAACAAUACAGUUUUCUUAAAGGUGAUUCCAUAUGAACUUUAUAAUGGUUAUGAAUAAUUAACUGUUGAAUGCUAAACCGGUUGUUUACCUAUGUUGGUUUUAAAUUUUGCACCCCAAAUUAUCAGUCAAC